AUGAUCCUUGAAAAGAAAUUAAAUAGACAUCCAAAGGAGCAAGUGCAGAGAGAAAACAUUCAACUAAGUCAGUCUGAAUCCAGGCCGCUUCUUCCAAAUUCCAGCUCUGUGACUUUACCUAUCAGGAAAGGAGAGAGAGAACCAACACCGCCUCUUCUAAAAAGUUCGCAUAUGCUUGCUGGAACCACAACCAGCGUCCAGCCAGAAGUAUCCAGCCAGAGUGAAUAUUUAGCAAGAACUUUAUGUCAGAGAUCAAAGAUCAAUGUGAUAUACAAUCCUAUAACACACACUGCUAUUCAAAGUAAUGCAAAUUCUGGUGCUGUGAUGAGGUACUGUUCUGCACAACCUUCUCAACAGGCCAGAAUCUCCAAUGAUAGGAAACAGGGGAGACAAAUCACAUGGGCAAAUGCAAAUGCUCGGCUACCUCCUACAAGUGUACAGAACCUUUAUAAUAAUCCAAGAAAUACUCAGUUUUACAGCAAAGAUGUUCGUCCCUUUCUGAAGUCCACUAAAAAGAUGUUCCAGAUUACUGCAAAUAUGGGAGCUGCUGGUGAUCCAAAAGCAUCACUGGGCAGUUACUCCCAGGCCUAUGGAACCAUAUGUAAAUCUGCACUGCAGAGUCUUCCGAUAUCAAAGUCCUCCCCACAACAUGAGUAG
This is a messenger RNA of Balearica regulorum gibbericeps (East African grey crowned-crane), 657 nucleotides long. NCBI's taxonomy places the organism in Eukaryota, Metazoa, Chordata, Aves, Gruiformes, Gruidae. The record is from RefSeq and is a predicted model, not a curated record.